AUACAAGCAGCUAUUCUCCACUAUUCUUAUUAUCUCUACUGCAUUACAUAUACAUACAAAGAACCCAUCACAUAAAACAUAAAUUCAAGCUCUCUUCUCCAUCUCAAGCCUAUCUCUUCUUGUUGUUGCAUCUCAAUGGGGGAGGAAGGAAAGAAGCUAGAGGAGAAGAAAGAGGAGGAGAAACCGAUGAAAACGGAGGAAAGUGAGAAGAAAGAGGAGGAGAAACCGGUGAAAGCGGAGGAGAAUGAGAAGAAAGCGGAGGAAGCACCGAAGGAGCCACCGCCACCUCCGCCACCCCAAGAAAUCGUGCUUAGAGUUUACAUGCAUUGUGAGGGGUGUGCUAAGAAAGUCCGGAGAUGUCUCAAGGGCUUUGAUGGUGUUGAAGAUGUGAAGACUGACUGCAAGACUCAUAAGGUUGUGGUGAAGGGAGAAAAGGCAGAUCCGCUUAAAGUACUGGCUAGGGUUCAGAACAAGAGCCACCGUCAAGUGGAGCUGCUCUCUCCGAUCCCUCCACCGCCGGCAGAGCCUAAAAAGCCCGAGGAGAAAGAAAUUCCCAAACCCCCAGAGAAAAAAGAAGAGCCUCCGGUGAUCACAGUGGUGUUAAAAGUCCACAUGCAUUGUGAGGCUUGUGCUCAGGAGAUCAAGAAACGAAUUGAGCGAAUGAAAGGGGUUGAGAAUGCAGACCCGGAUCUCAAAGGCUCGCAAGUGACGGUUAAAGGAGUAUUCGACCCCUUGAAAUUGGUUGAACAUGUGUACAGAAAAACCGGAAAGCAUGCAAUUGUUGUGAAGCAAGAGCCUGAGAAAAAGAAGGAAGAUGUGAAGGUAAAUGAGGAAGCUAAAGAAGAGAAAAAAGGUGAUGAGGGUGGUGACAAGGACGGAAAGAAAGCCGGAGAACCAGCAGCUCCAGAAGCACCCGAAGAUGGAAAAGAGAAGAAGGAAGAAGGCGGGGACAAAGAGGCGGCAAAGCCAGAGGAAACUGCGCCACCGGCAGAGAAAGAAGAGGCCAAAAUGGAGGUAAUGGAGCUGAAGAAGAAUGAGUUUUACUAUUACUACCCUCCACAGAAUUACCAAAUUUACCCUCCAAGGGUGGCCACUGAAAUGUAUGCUUACCCCCCAGCACCACAAAUAUUCAGUGAUGAGAACCCUAAUGCAUGCUCUGUUAUGUAAAUUUCAAACAGUGUGGAGGGUAAAUUUGGUAAAUAAAGAGAGAGAUUGAGCACUCAUGGACUAAUAAGACCAUGGCAUGGCUAGCUCAUCAUGAACUCUUUUUGUUUCUUUGGUAUCUUGUUAUGCUCUGCAUGUGACCUUGUCGUAUAAAUUUACAAAAGAACUGUAGAAUUUCAUAA
Molecule: messenger RNA, 1346 nt
Organism: Daucus carota subsp. sativus
Lineage: Eukaryota; Viridiplantae; Streptophyta; Magnoliopsida; Apiales; Apiaceae
Product: heavy metal-associated isoprenylated plant protein 7
Exons: 5
Coding region: 136-1167 (343 amino acids)
Molecular function (GO): metal ion binding
Source: RefSeq, a predicted model, not a curated record